UUUUAUAGUAUAGUUCAGAAUUAUCCAAAUUACACUGACUUUCGUGUUGGCUUAACCAUAGUGUGUGUGUGUAUCACAUGGUUCUCUUUGACUAGACACCCAUCAGAUGGCAAUACACAUUGUAUAGAAUUAACAUCAACCCAUCCCAUACACCCACUCAGCCUUUCAGUGAGAUACUCUUCUGACCUGGUUUCUGUGUUCUUUCACAACACCAUGAUUCUCUACUGUGUUUCUGGUGUGAAGUAGAGCCCAGCUGUCAGCUAGUCAAUCUUCUUGUUACUGUCAACAACUUCUUCCUCUACCUUCUCUAGAAGGCCUGUGUCAGGUUGUCGCAUUGAAGUCAAGGCGGAGAGCUGCAUGGCAACGGAAAAGGGAUGCUUGGAGAUAGAGGAAGAUGCCAGAUGAGGGAGGGUACUCCAGGUCCCACGUGCCCUCUCCACCGCAGAGCCGUUCAUUUUUCCCACUGACCCGCGUUUCCGCAUACCGCAUACUCACGCACACUUAUAGGCUACACACAACCUACAAACAACAUGUCCAUCAUACGUGCAUGUCGCCUGCCAAGUAACUGAUUUUCACAUUUGUUUAACCAACAAAUGCUUUAUUGAUCGAUUCUUCACUACCAUGUAUUUUUCUUUUAACUGCAGCGCCACCCCUUCUCAGAUUUAACCGUAAUGCGCCUGCCCGCAUAGGUUUUAAGCGGUAAAACAGGAGAGGAGGGUCGCCAAAACAGAUAUUCCUCACCAGCAUUUUGAUAGGCUACUCAUUUUUCGCCUUUCCUUGUGCAGCGGUCGUUUGUCGUUUUUCAUCGUGAAUUCGCCUCUUCACAGCGCUAUUGCUCAAUGUGGGAGCACGGGACUAUGUGAACAGGAUGCUCGCAGUGCGGUGCCUUGUGUUUGCUGCAGUGAGCGCGAGGUUUUCCGUGACAGACGGUAGUGACCAGUCUUUGGCGCGGGAUGCAAAUGUAUGGGACUGGGUUUUCCCGGAGAAAGAGCGGGGGGAGAGUAGCGCGGUGGCUGAGGAAUUCGUCCACCCUCACCGGCUCUUGCUGCAGCGCGACUCAGAGGGGGAGGCAGCCCACCCCCACCUCGAUACCCGUUUGAGGGACACCCCAGACAGCGCAACGCCUGUUCAUCUGGCCCAAGGUAGUUUCCUGGUGGAGGCCUUUGGAAGCAACUUCAUCCUUGACCUGGAGCUAAACCAUGACCUGCUGUCAUCAGGCUAUGUGGAGCGACACUUUGAUGAGCAGGGAAAGCCUUCACAAUCUGUGGGAGGAGAGCACUGUUACUACCAUGGCAAGCUGAGAGGAGUUCCGGGCUCCUGGGCAGCUUUGUCAACAUGCCAUGGUCUAUACGGACUGUUUUCAGAUGGCCUCUACUCCUAUGGCAUCCGGCCAGUGGUCAACGGGAGCCACCAGGUUGAUGGAACCCACCGAAUUAGCAAGAUGCCCGAUGUCAGACUGCCACCUUCCUGCCCAGGUUGUACUCAGGAUGGCCAAGACAGCAAAAUGUAUGGAGGAGAAGAAGAAGAAGAAGAAGAAGAUGGUUACUAUGGUGACAGUCUCGACACUCAAAAAAGGCCAGAACACCCUGACGGACUGAGACGCUCCAAGAGAAGGGCAUGGAGGCCCAGGGUCCAGACUGAGACCAAGUACAUCGAGCUCAUGGUUAUCAAUGACUAUGAGAUGUUUGUGCUGAUGAAACGCUCCACAGCUCAGACGAGGAACUUUGCUAAAGCAGUGGUGAACAUGGCCGACGCGAUUUACAAGGAGCAGCUGAACACCCGCAUCGUGCUGGUUGCCAUGGAGACGUGGUCGUCGGGGAACCCGGUUCCCGUGCAGGUGGACCCGCUGGUGACGUUGGAAAACUUCAUGAAGUACCGUAAGGAGAGCGUGAGGGAGGAGGCCGACGUGGUGCACCUCUUCUCGGGUACCACGUUCCAGAGCAGCCGAAGUGGAACAGCUUUUUCAGGGGGUGUGUGUUCUCUCACCAGAGGAGGGGCCAUCAACGAGUAUGGGAAUGUGUCCCCCAUGGCCAUCACUCUUUGCCAGAGUCUGGGCCAGAACCUUGGCAUGAGGUGGAACAACAUCCGCAACUCUGCAGGUGACUGCAAGUGUCCCGACGCCUGGCUGGGCUGCAUUAUGGAGGAUACUGGAUAUUACCUCCCACGGAAGUUCUCUCGCUGCAGCUUGGAUGAGUACAUGCAGUUUCUGAUCCAGGGGGGAGGGAGCUGCCUCUUCAACAAGCCCAGCAAGCUCCUGGACCCUCCCGAGUGUGGCAAUGGGUUUGUGGAGCCAGGAGAAGAAUGUGACUGCGGCUCCCAAGUGGAGUGUGCCCGCAGUGGAGGGGCCUGCUGUAAGAAGUGCACCCUGACCCAUGAUGCCAUGUGUAGUAAUGGCCUGUGCUGCAGAGAGUGCAGGUAUGAGCUGAGGGGUGCAGUGUGCAGGGAGGCGGUGAAUGAUUGCGACAUCCCGGAGACGUGCGCAGGGGACUCCAGUCAGUGUCCACACAACGUGCACAAGUUGGAUGGAUACAUGUGUGAAAGCAACCAGGGACGGUGCUAUAAUGGCCGCUGUCGGACAUUAGAUGGACAGUGCAGAGGCCUGUGGGGUUUCAACGCUGCAGACCGGUUCUGCUAUGAGAAGCUGAAUGCGGAGGGUACAGAGAAGGGCAACUGUGGGCGCAGCCCUGGAGGACAGGGAUGGACGCAGUGCAACAAACCGGAUGUGUUGUGUGGCUUCCUGUUCUGCUCCAAUAUGACAGAGAAGCCCAAGUUUGGAGACCUGCAGGGCGAGGUCACCAGCCUGACCAUCUACCACCAGAGCAAGUACCUUGACUGCCGUGGAGGGCAUGCGGUACUGGAGGACGGUUCAGACCUGGGCUAUGUGGAGGAUGGGACGCCCUGCGGGCCCAACAUGAUGUGCCUGGAGCGACGCUGCCUCCCACUGACCGCAUUCAACCUCAGCACCUGCUCUGGAUCCAACUACGGACGCAUCUGCUCCGACCAUGGGACCUGUAGUAAUGAAGUGAAGUGCAUCUGUGAUAGAGACUACACAGGGAAGGACUGCAGUGUCUUUGACCCCAUCCCAGACCCUACCAAUCCACCCGGUCCAGAUAAGAAAGGUCCCAGUGGUACCAAUAUAAUCAUAGGCUCCAUCGCAGGGGCUAUUCUCCUGGCAGCUAUAGUCCUGGGAGGGACAGGCUGGGGAUUUAAGAAUAUCCGAAGAGGAAGAUCUGGUGGAGCCUAAGACCCCUCUCUGUCCUCUCUGUUCACCAUCCACUGGCCGCCUGUCUGUCUGUCUGUUUGCUGUGUCUUCCUCAUAACCACGUCCUUUCCACCUCGAAGAAGAACAAGUUUUCCAUCCCUGGCCUUCCCCUACAUUAGACUCUUCUGCUUCCCCUCUUUCGUCCUCUGAUUGGUCCUGGUUUCCUGUCCGUCUGUCUCUAUUGGCUUCUCUUAUGGGGAAGUGGAGCAGUUCCUCCCAUAAUCUUCCAACCAAUCACGUCUCUUCAGGUGGCCGUCCGUCACUAGAUUGACAACAUGAUAGUCAUUCCCAGAAAGAGAAGAGGUGGUCCUUUAAGACAGCUAUUUGCAGACAGCUGUGAGUGUGUAUGCGUGUGUGUGUAUGCGUGUGUGUGUAUGCGUGUGUGUGUGUGUGUGUAUUCCUCACUGUGUGUAUUUCUGUAUCUUCCAAGCCUGAAUUUCCAGUAAGGAAAGCAUUAAUGAUGAACCAUAUGGAUAUCACCUUCGGAAAAGUCUUUCCAAAUGACAUUCGGCCUUUGGUCUCUGGCUCCUAUGAUGAGAACUGGCUUGACGCUGACCAGAGGAGCCACCAUGGGACCAGGUCUUGACACUGAUCAUGAAGACAUGCAUGAUUGAAUGCACUUUUUGUGUGUUUUCAGUUGGAACAGUAGAGGUCCUCUCCAUGUUUGGGAGAGCCAUUUUGUGUCUGACAUGAGGAUGUAAUGCAUGCAUUUUGGCAACCAAUUAGAAGAAAAGAGAAUCACCAUAACAACAUGGUUGUUUUGGUCGAAGAAAAACAAAAACCUCUCUUCCCAAAGAAACAAACUUAACCAUUAGCAGGAUUGUGUGCAAAAGGAAGUUUUUUGGAGACACUCCAAAAUAUAUUACAUAUCUGCCUGGUGUAGUUCAAAAUCUGUGUGUGUGUGUUGGUGGGUGUAUUUGUAUGAGUGUGUGUGUGUGUGUGAGCGAGAUCAUGUGCAAUCAGGUUAGCAAGAUGAAGGACACUGUCCUGAAUUAUUUUGGUUUUAGGAUAAUUUUGUCACUCCUGCCAGUUUUGGUGACAACCUUAUUGAAGGGCAGGGACCACGUCAGUAUGCUGAGAACCGUAGAGAAGAUACAUUCCACAUUUACUAUAGACUCUUCGGUAGUGAGAAAACAUACGCCUUCCACUGUAUGUUCCAAAAAAUCAAACAUUUUAAAGGGGCCUCAAUGCCUUAGAUAAAAUGUCACAAGUGUUUAUGUGUGUGUGGGAGAGCAAAUGUGUGUGUGGGGGUAUGUGUGCAUGUUUGUGUGGAAAGGUUGACACACCGGUUGAUUAUGUAUAGAUGUUCAUUUAAUUAAUAUGUUGUGCUGUAGAUCUGUAAGUUUUAGACUUUUAGCAAGAGGGCGUUGUAGCUCAAACUGGACAUCCUUGAGGCCACUGUGCUACGACUGGCUAGUUCCACUAGGGGGAGCUACUGAGUUUGUGAGUGGUAAUGGGUCAAUGCCUCCGCCAUGGCAUUGGUGAAAGGUGUCACCUGCACCAAGUGACCUGGUGUCAACUGCACCAUGCCUUGGAAACUGUUCCAUGAACAGUCAAUGCUUUCAAUAUGGCCGCCGCAACCAAUCAGUGCUGUCAGCAGAGUCCUACAGUUCAGCAGUUCAUGAUGUGGAAGAUGCUGGCGCCAUUGACCAGUCACAGAGGUCAUUCUGGGGGCAGUGACCAGUCAUGGAGCAGACUCUGGCUUAAAAAAUUAGCAGUUUUGAGCUACAACUACUUCUGCUUUUAGCAGCACACAAAGAAGAGAAAACAAAUUUCCUGUGAUGCAAACAACAUUCAUCGAGCACUACGUGUGUUCACUCAUAUGCACUUGUAGAGAACUACAUUUACAAGAUAUAUGUGAGAUACAUGUGAAUAUCUGUUGAUAAUCUAUGGAUUUUAAAAUGUUAUAUUGGUGCAAUUUAUUUCAUAAGAUGUAUUAAUCAUUUGCCUCAUGAAUCAUAUCUAUCCAUCUACCUAUCUAUAUCUAUCUAUUUAUCUAUCUAUCUAUCUAUCUAUCUAUCUAUCUAUCUCUAUCUAUCCCCUUCAUCCUCAUUCUAUUCAUCCUUAUACUAUCCCUUCCUGCUUUCCCUAAACAUCAAUCUAACCAUCUUCUCUUCAUAUUAUAUUACCACCAAUAUCAGCUCAUUCAUCCUCCCUACUCUCUCCUCAUUGGUCCAUUGCUCUCCUGUAUAUGUGUUGAUAAACCUGUAGCCAUGAGUUUCCCAUUAAGCCCCUGGCUAUAGACUUCGUUUUAGACUUUCACUGUAAAUGAGAUUAGAUGGUCCAAUGUGGCUUUAAAAAAACAAACAAAAAAAACAGGAAAAGUGUGGAUUCCCACGACGUCCAGUACUUUAGCACUUAAUGGUGUUUUUUUUUAAUGAGAAAAAAUGGAACCUACUGUCCCCUGCAUGGUGCAGACACCUAACACACUGCCUACACAGCACAACAAACAGCUGCGUCCAAUUUUCUAACACUGUAGUCGUGGAGCAGAUUGGGGUGAGGGGGAGGGGCCUGUGGUGCAGCACUGUUAAGUGAUGUGUGCAGGUCUGGUUUUGCCGCGUCUGAGGUGUUACACUCUCAGCAGCCUACAUGUGUCCAGCUGAAUGAGCUGACUCCUGUGUGUGUGUGUGUGUGUGUGUGUGAGAGAUUGUGUGUGGGAGUUGGCUGUUUGGGCUGUCAGCAGGAGUGUGGCUGAAUAAUGAGAGAUGGGAGGGAGGGAGAGUGGUGAAGUGGUGAUUUGAUUCUGGAGAAGUUUUUUUUGCACUAAGGCCGAUGCACUACUGUCAAUUGAGCGUGUUCUUACCCUGGGGGUUCCACUGAGAGGGUGGGGUUGGUUGAUUUUGUUUUUAGUGAUUUUAACUUCUGGGUUUAAGAAAAAAAAAAAAACAAAGAUUUGAAGACAAAACCCCCCACUAAGGCAUCUGUCUAGCUGGGGGAUUUUUAAAAUGACCUUUUUAAACUUUGCAGCCAUGACAGGUGAAUGAAUGGACUUGAUUAUAUAUGUAAAAUGGAAACCAAUGAAAGAAAAAAUAAAGAUUUAGACAUGAAAUACA
Molecule: messenger RNA, 6315 nt
Organism: Alosa alosa (allis shad)
Lineage: Eukaryota; Metazoa; Chordata; Actinopteri; Clupeiformes; Clupeidae
Product: disintegrin and metalloproteinase domain-containing protein 11-like
Exons: 27
Coding region: 869-3244 (791 amino acids)
Biological process (GO): proteolysis
Molecular function (GO): metalloendopeptidase activity
Source: RefSeq, a predicted model, not a curated record